AUGGCGCCCUCAAAGAAGGCCGCCAGCUUCGACAAGCGAAAGCCGAAGCACUCGGACGACCCCAACCGGCCUAACAGAGAUGCCAAGCCAGGCAUGCGGUCAGCCGCCACAGUCAGGCGCCUGAAAAUGUACAAAUCAGGCGGCGCUGUCCGCGACAAGAAGGGUCGCGUCAUUCGCCAGGACCUCCAGUCCAAGGAACUUCCGAACACGCGGAUCGUGCCGGACCGCCGCUGGUUUGGCAACACGCGGGUGGUGGGCCAGAAGCAGCUGGAGCAGUUCAGGGAGGAGAUGAGCGCCAAGGCGCACAGCGCGUUCACGGUGCUGCUCCGGGAGAGGAAGCUGCCCAUGCAGCUGUUGAAGGAACCGGACGCCAGGAAGUCGGAGGCGGAAAGGAAGAGGACCAUCCUGCAGGUGGAGUCCUUCGAUGACACUUUCGGGCCGUCGCGAAAGCGGAAGCGACCAAAGCUGUCGUUGGACACCUAUGAGGACUUGGUGUCCAGUGUAGGAGACGCAAAUCAAAAGUAUGAAGAGAAGGUGGAAUUGGGCCGGGACACCAACGUCAUCAGGGACGACGAUGGAGAGAGGAAAUCUGGCCGUGACAAUAUUUUCGAGAAAGGACAGUCAAAGCGUAUUUGGUCUGAGCUGUAUAAGGUGGUUGACUCCUCAGACGUCAUUGUGCAAGUCUUGGACGCAAGAGAUCCAGAUGGGACGCGUUGCCGGCCUUUGGAGGCCCAUGUUAAACGCAACCACCAGUUCAAACACAUGAUUCUGCUGCUUAACAAAUGUGACUUGGUGCCAGCUUGGGUGGCCAAGCGCUGGCUGCACAGCUUCUCUCGCGAGUACCCUACUCUGGCUUUCCACUCCAGCAUCACGAACCCAUUUGGGAAGGGUGCAUUGCUGUCAUUGCUACGGCAGCUGGCACGGCUCAGGUCAGACAAGAAGUCCAUUGCUGUGGGAUUUGUCGGGUACCCCAAUGUGGGCAAGUCGUCAGUCAUCAAUACCCUGAGGACCAAGAAGGUGUGCAAGGUGGCCCCCAUCCCAGGUGAAACAAAGGUGUGGCAAUACAUAACACUAAUGAAACGCAUCAACCUCAUAGACUGCCCAGGUGUGGUGCACAACAAAACCCAAGACUGCCAUGAGUCCACAGUGCUGAAGGGCGUUGUGCGAAUCGAGCAAUUAGAAGAUGCUUCGCAUUACAUUCCUUUCCUUAUGGAGCGUGUGAAGCCUGAGUACUUGACGAGGGCGUAUGGCAUCAGCACAUGGCAGGGUUGCGAGGACUUCUUGACUCAGCUGGCAAACAAGUCGGGCAAACUUUUGAAGGGGGGUGAUCCUGAUUUGAACACUGCCGGUCGAAUGAUGCUCUUGGACUGGCAGCGAGGGAGGAUCCCUUUCUUCACCCUUCCUCCUGACUACAUUGAAGGCACAGACCUUGAGAAGAACCAAGCAAGCGAAGAGGGGGGAGAUGGGCAAGAGGGUUCGGCGAAACGACGGGACGAAACGCUUGUGCCAAGUAAGCGCUGCGAACAGGAGAUUGCGCAGUCCGCCCAAGCUGAAUUGAUGCGCAUUUCUGUGGAGCUGUCCAGUCAACUGCAGCGUGGGAUUCCACAGAAAAAGGGACUUUUCCCCAUGGAGGAUCGAAUGGAAGGAGGACAGACCGGAACCUCAGCGGCUGAAGAGACUGGAGUGGGGUGUGAAGUUGACAGCGUUGACAAUAGCAGUGAAGCAGCCAGCGACGUCGUUGAUGGAGAAGCAGACCUGGAGACCUGGCAAGGGGAAGAACGCAGAUGCGCUGAUACUGAUUCAGACACUGAUUCGCAGAUUGUUGAGGCAGGGAAGGGGAACAAAGGGCAGAAUCCUGAAGAAGAUGUCAGUGAUUCAGACAGUGAUGGGUAUGGCGCCGAAGGGCUGUCAUGGGAGGCAGUUUUGAAGAGUGUGCAGGAGCACGAAUGGGACUUGGAUCAGAAUGACGAAGAGGAUGAGGAUUAG
Messenger RNA from Ostreobium quekettii, 1986 nucleotides. NCBI's taxonomy places the organism in Eukaryota, Viridiplantae, Chlorophyta, Ulvophyceae, Bryopsidales, Ostreobiaceae. The record is from the annotation of a GenBank genome assembly.